AUGAUUGGAGAAAAGCCUUGCCCUUAUAGAAUUAUUGACGAUAUUGGAGGUGCCUAUUCAAUGGGUGCUUUUGCUGGUUGCAUCAUGUAUUUCAUUAAAGGUAUGUAUUACGCCCCUUCUUCUGAACGUUUCUCCCAGGGAUUCGAUCUUCUUAGAAAAAGAGCCCCUAUUUUAGGAGGUAAUUUCGCUAUGUGGGGUGCUUUGUUCACAAUUUCAGAAUGCGGAUUGAUUCAUGUUAGAUAAGUAGAAGAUAACUGGAAUAAAGUUGCUGGUGGUUUCAUUACCGGUGCAAUGUUAUCAAUUAGAGGUGGAUAUAGAUAGGCACUCUAGUAAGGUAUUUUUGGUGGCAUAUUUUUAGGGUGCUUCGCAUUUAUUGAAAUGGCUAUGAUGAAGAUGUAGAGAAAAGCCUAAUUAUAACAAAUGGAACAUGACUUAAAUAUGUAGAUGGAAUAAUAACUUAGUUAAUUAAAAGAAUAAAGACCAGAUAUAUACGCUGAAAUUGAAAGAUAAUAAGAAUUAAGAAAGAAAAGAACCCAAGAUUAAACCUCAAAUAAUAACAGUGGAAAGGUCUUAGCUUUCUCUUGA
This is a messenger RNA of Tetrahymena thermophila SB210, 585 nucleotides long. Its product is annotated as import inner membrane translocase protein. The record is from RefSeq and is a predicted model, not a curated record. Gene Ontology annotation, biological process: protein import into mitochondrial matrix. The transcript is spliced from 5 exons. Gene Ontology annotation, cellular component: mitochondrial inner membrane; TIM23 mitochondrial import inner membrane translocase complex. Gene Ontology annotation, molecular function: transmembrane protein transporter activity. NCBI's taxonomy places the organism in Eukaryota, Ciliophora, Oligohymenophorea, Hymenostomatida, Tetrahymenidae.